Messenger RNA from Pelobates fuscus (common spadefoot toad), 272 nucleotides. RefSeq names its product protein FAM240B-like. Lineage: Eukaryota; Metazoa; Chordata; Amphibia; Anura; Pelobatidae. The transcript has 2 exons. Bases 1 to 225 code for a protein of 74 amino acids. The record is from RefSeq and is a predicted model, not a curated record.
AUGAACAAUCAAUAUAUACGUGUGGAAAUAUAUGCUCUGGAAACUUGUGAACUGAAAAACAUGUGGGAAGAGAGAAUUAAAAGACAGACAGAAGAACGUCAAAAUGAGGCAGCAAGACAGCAAAAGAGUGCUUUGCAAAGGCUGCGAAAUGAGUGGGCCGAGAGGCUGAACAGAAGAAUUGAAAUGCUGAAAAAACAGAAUGAACACAAUAACACCAACGACUGAAACUAUUUUGCUAUUAAUAUGAAUAGAAUAGCAAAAUAAUAUGAUAU